AUUCAAAGACAAUUAUCAUCUACAAUAAAGACAAAACUCGUCCCUUUUUAUCUACACACACACAACUCUUCUCCAAUUCGAUACAUAUCACAUCCUCCUUACACAAUGUCUUCCAACACCUUCCACACCACCACUGAAGACCUCCGCAAGGCGGAAUCCAAGCUCUCCAACGCCCACGGUGGCAACCCCCCCAAGGACUCCGACGUCUCCGCCAUGAAGUCCGUCCUCGAGCACAAUACCAACAAGCAGGCCGAGAUUGACCAGACCAAGGCCAACCUCCCCUUGCCCGACCAGCCCCCCAAGCCCAGCGACUGGAACUCCGCCGACCAGCGCACCGUCAACGUCGGCUCCGGCCGCACGGAGGCCCCCGUCUCCUUCGAGAACAACAGCGCUCUCCGCGAGCCCGCCACGGCAAGCAGCAGCGUCCGUGAGAACGGCGAGGAGUGGCACCACAACACCGCGCCUUUGAGCAACGUCGGUCGCCAGGCUAAGGAUAACCUUGACGGUCUUCCUCGUGAUGCUCUGGCCCGGUAAAUGAGAUGAUGUUGGGAGUUCUGUUUUACUUGCUUUGGUUUCGGGAGUGAACUACUGUGAUUCACGGCUUAUGAUGAAGAUAAUGAUUUCUUUUCUUGCAUGUACUAGUAAUUUGAAUGACCAGUACUUUUGAGCAUG
Molecule: messenger RNA, 672 nt
Organism: Aspergillus melleus
Lineage: Eukaryota; Fungi; Ascomycota; Eurotiomycetes; Eurotiales; Aspergillaceae
Exons: 2
Coding region: 106-534 (142 amino acids)
Source: RefSeq, a predicted model, not a curated record